UUCUGAGUUAUUUCAUCUAAAAAGUCUUGUCUUAGUCGGAGAAUGAGUACUCCACUUUUCAGAAAAUGUCUUUAAGCUCAAAAACGUUACAUAAAAUAUAGGAGAUUGGGCGGUGGUUCACCAAACAACAUGAGUUUCUAGACUAAACAUAAAUUGUCUUGUGAAUCACCGCCUAAAUUGGUGCAAAUCCUUGGCACAAAAGAUCAAGUUAUGCAAUCAAUGGUUCAUAUACUUGCAAUUUACUAAUUGUUGUUGAUCUACAGCUUAUUGAGAAAUGAAUUCAUUUCGUGUGACUGUUGUAUGCUUUUGGAAUGGUUCAAUUAUUGCAAACCCGUUAUUGCCAUUGACGGAACACAUUUGUAUGGUAAGUAUCACCAUACGUCGUUGACUGCGAUUGCCCAAGAUGGGAACAAGGGAAUCUUCCCGCUUGCCUUUGCUUUGAUCGAAAAAGAAUGCAUAGUCGCUUGGUCUUGGUUUAUGGCGUGUGUUCGUAAGCAUGUGAUGCAUAGUCCAUGGUUAUGCGUUAUUUCCGAUAGGCAUGCGGGCAUUCUAGCAACCAUGGAGGAGCCAGAAUGGCAACCUCCAAACGCCCAUCAUAGGUUUUGCUUGCGGCAUUUGUUAAGCAACUUCAAUCGUCAAAUGGGUAAUGUGAAGUUGCAGAAAAUGUAUGGUAGGACUGCAGAGCAAAGACAACCAAAUAAGAUCGUCGAGGGAUUGAAGGCCAUUGGUGUUGCUAACCGAGAGACUCUUUUUUGGAUUGAUCAAGUUGGUGAUAUGUGCAAAUGGUCAAUAUGUCAUGAUGAAGGAUAUAGAUACGGUGUUACUAAUACCAACUUAGCGGAAGUGUUCAACAACGUGAUGAAGGGUGUACGUUUCUUGCCCAUAACUACUCUUAUGGAGUUCACCUUCUAUCAUGUUAAUGAUUACUUUGUUAAGAGACGGGAGAACGCAAAUGCAUGGCUAAUUGGGGGAAGUAUUUCUUUUACCUGAUUGGUGCUGUCUUGUUCUACCGCGAUCAACUCGAUAAACUACGUGCUGACCAGUUUCUAUGGGACCCUUACCCCCCUGAGGCAUACGCUGCAUUGCCUCAGCACUCGGGCAUAUUGUCAGGGGCAUAGAGAGCAUCUGUACCUCUGAUCUGCUUCGAAAUAGUCGAAGUGCAUCUCCUGAGCGCGUACUGCGCCAAUUUGGGAUGGUACAGGGCAUCCCACCUCCAUGUGACACAGAAGCGGAGCUCCACCACUCUCGCAAGGGUCGGGAACCCAAGAACUGGCUAGAGGUCAACUGGCGCCAUGUCGCUCGUUGGGAGCACAGGCUAGAGCUGCUGGCCCAAGGUGCGCCGAUCGACGCUGCAGGCGCACAUACUACGGCGGAUUACAUGCUGUGGUUCCUCUCCAUUACUCGUCGAUGGAUGACACCACGAAGUAUCAUGGCGGCAUCUCAGUACACUCCCGCAGCACCGAUGAUGACACACUUUGUAAGCAUUCUUCAACAUUGAUUAUUAUCCAUACAACUUACACUUUAAACAUUUCAUUAGUACUUAAGUCUUACUGCAGGCACAGG
This is a messenger RNA of Amaranthus tricolor (Joseph's coat), 1563 nucleotides long. RefSeq lists its product as uncharacterized. The transcript has 4 exons. Lineage: Eukaryota; Viridiplantae; Streptophyta; Magnoliopsida; Caryophyllales; Amaranthaceae. The record is from RefSeq and is a predicted model, not a curated record. Bases 301 to 990 code for a protein of 229 amino acids.